AAGAUGUCUUACUUGUCACCAGAGCCCUCUCAACAAAGCGAACUUGUUCCUGUGGAUCCCUGUGUACAGCGGUCAUAGAAGCCAAGAUGACCUCCCGAAUGUGCCAUGAAGACCAAGAAUGUCUGUGUUCACUGAAAACUACAGUGGAGGAACAUAGUUCUGCCCUCAAGGAGCUCAGAGCCACUGUGGAGGAACUGAAGAAAGAGAACCAAGCCAGACCAAAGGUGGCUUUCUCAGCUGCGCUGUCAGAAUCCAAAGGACCAUUUGACACUGAUAUCAUCCUGGUCUACAAGCAUGUCAUCACCAACAUUGGCAACGCUUAUAGUCCAUCAACUGGCAUUUUUAAGGCUCCGGUGAGCGGAACCUACUACUUCAGAUUCACUGCCUUUUCAUACACCAACAACCAUAGAAGAGUGUCCCUGUACAAAGGUGGUCAACUCGUGGUGACUGUGACUGACGUCCAGUCAGGCCAAGAUGGAGAAGACAGUGGAUCCAAUGGAGCAACGCUGCAGUUGGAGAAAGGAGAAGAGGUCUACACACAGCUGAAGGCCCAACAUCAUGUCUAUGAUGAUUACGCUCACCACACCACCUUUACUGGCUUCCUGAUCUUCCUUUAGACAAUCUUGAUUUUGACAACUAGCCUUGGUUUUACGUGAAUUGAUGUUAACAGAUCGAAUUACUUAAUACACAUCAAGACAUUAGCAUAUAAGAACAAAUUCGUAACUGGUCUGAUAUCUAUGCUUUGAUAACUAUGUCAAAAUCCUUUACUAACGUUUGUAUUUUGUAAAACAGUAACUGUGUCAUUUCAGCCAAUGCUUUAGAAAUGAUUCUGGAGGAGAAUAAUUCUUGUUUGGUCUCAUGUGACAUAAUAAUUGUAAAAGUCAUGAAGAUGUUUAACUGAUUGUUUAACUUGAUGUGUGGAAUAAUAACAAAGAAUUGUUGAAAUAAUAGAAAUCUCACAAUCACACAAA
This is a messenger RNA of Esox lucius (northern pike), 971 nucleotides long. Its product is annotated as complement C1q-like protein 2. Gene Ontology annotation, molecular function: protein binding. The coding region runs from base 87 to 617 and encodes 176 amino acids. The transcript has a single exon. NCBI's taxonomy places the organism in Eukaryota, Metazoa, Chordata, Actinopteri, Esociformes, Esocidae. The record is from RefSeq and is a predicted model, not a curated record.